AUGGCAGAGCCAGACCAGCCGGAGGAGAUGCCGCCGCCAGCCAUCCGCCUGGGGCCUCCGCACCCGUACCUGAAGACGCACGGGGGCAAGGUCGCGAGGCUGCACCGGUUCGACUGGGCCGUGCUGCUCCUCCUCGUCGCCGCCGAAGUCGGGCUCAACCUCAUCGAGCCGUUCCACCGCUUCGUCGGCGAGGACAUGCUCACCGACCUCCGGUAUCCGUUGAAGAGCAACACCGUGCCCGUCUGGGCCGUGCCGAUAUACGCGGUGAUCGGCCCGAUCAUCGUCUUCGUCGGGGUGUACCUGAAGAGGAGGAACGUGUACGACAUGCACCACGCCAUUCUAGGCCUUCUGUUCUCCGUGCUCAUCACCGGCGUGCUGACCGACGCGAUCAAGGACGGCGUUGGCCGGCCGCGCCCCAACUUCUUCUGGCGCUGCUUCCCUGACGGAGUGCCGAAGUACGACAACAUCACAAGAGGAGUCCUAUGCGACGGCGUCGCGAGUGUGAUCAAACAAGGGCACAAGAGCUUCCCAAGUGGCCAUUCUUCAUGGUCCUUCGCUGGGCUAGGCUUCCUGUCGUGGUACCUGGCAGGCAAGGUGAAGGCGUUCGACCGGCGCGGCCACGUGGCCAAGCUCUGCGUCGUCGUCCUGCCGCUGCUUCUGGCGGCGAUGGUGGCGGUGUCGCGGGUGGACGACUACUGGCACCACUGGCAGGACGUGUUUGCCGGUGGGAUUCUUGGGUUGGUGGUGGCGUCCUUCUGCUACCUGCAGUUUUUCCCACCGCCAUCUGGUGAACAAGGUAACGAAGCCAUUGACAUAGAGUAG
This is a messenger RNA of Miscanthus lutarioriparius, 822 nucleotides long. Lineage: Eukaryota; Viridiplantae; Streptophyta; Magnoliopsida; Poales; Poaceae. The record is from the annotation of a GenBank genome assembly.